ACCAAUGGUUAUUUCCUAGGAUUAAAGGUGUGAGUCCAAAGGUGAUGAAGGUGAUCCAGAUGUUGAGGCUCAGGAAGAUUUUCAGCGGGUCUUUCGUCAGAAUAAACAAGACUUCAAUGACCAUGAUGAAGGUGGUGGAGCCUUAUGUGGCCUGGGGAUUUCCAAACCUAAAGUCUGUUCGUGAGCUUAUUCUGAAAAGAGGACAGGCCAAGAUGGGCAGGAGGACAGUACCUCUCACCGACAAUACCUUCAUCGAGCAGCACAUGGGUACGUUCCUGGGUGUUUGGUACAAACCGCACAAAUGA
Messenger RNA from Cynoglossus semilaevis (tongue sole), 305 nucleotides. Its product is annotated as 60S ribosomal protein L7-like 1. The record is from RefSeq and is a predicted model, not a curated record. The transcript is spliced from 2 exons. Gene Ontology annotation, molecular function: RNA binding; structural constituent of ribosome. Lineage: Eukaryota; Metazoa; Chordata; Actinopteri; Pleuronectiformes; Cynoglossidae. Gene Ontology annotation, biological process: maturation of LSU-rRNA from tricistronic rRNA transcript (SSU-rRNA, 5.8S rRNA, LSU-rRNA). Bases 45 to 305 code for a protein of 86 amino acids. Gene Ontology annotation, cellular component: cytosolic large ribosomal subunit.